Molecule: messenger RNA, 1527 nt
Organism: Mangifera indica (mango)
Lineage: Eukaryota; Viridiplantae; Streptophyta; Magnoliopsida; Sapindales; Anacardiaceae
Product: U-box domain-containing protein 4-like
Exons: 2
Coding region: 137-1282 (381 amino acids)
Cellular component (GO): cytoplasm; nucleus
Molecular function (GO): protein binding
Source: RefSeq, a predicted model, not a curated record
CAACUGGUUCAACUGCCCUCAACCUCCAACCUUAGCUGUUGCUUGAAGCCAACACCACCACCGCCCUCUGCUCUCUCUUAUAUUUUCACCGCCAGUCUAUUAACUUCAGGCGCCUUCGUCCUCAGCUAAUUUCCUCAUGGACUGCGCCUCAGACAAUCUCGUCUCCUCCUCUUCAUCUUCUUCCGACACGCCGCGUGCCUCCUCUUCUUCCCUGCAUCCUGCGCUUAAUUUUGUUCAAUCUCAUGACCCUGAGUUAAGGCUCCAAGGCGCCAGAGAAAUCCGCCACCUCACCAAGACUUCUCACCGCUGCCGACGCCAGCUCGCCUCCGCCGUUAAGCCGCUUGUGCAAAUGCUCUAUGAUCACUCGCCUGACUCCCAUCGCGAGUCUGCUCUCCUCGCGCUCCUUAAUCUUGCCGUUAAAGAUGAAAAGAAUAAGAUUAGUAUCGUAGAAGCUGGGGCCUUGGAACCAAUAAUUAAUUUCCUUCAGUCACAAAAUCUGAGCCUACAGGAGUAUGCUACUGCGGCUUUGCUCACUUUGUCUGCUUCUCCUGUCAACAAACAAUUUAUAAGUGCUUCUGGUGCCAUCCCUCUCCUAGUGGAAAUCCUUAGACGUGGAAGCCAACAAGCCAAAUCUGAUGCUGUAAUGGCUCUCUCAAACCUCUCAACACACCCGGAUAAUGUCAGCAUCAUUCUUGAAACAAUUCCGAUCCCAUCAAUAGUUAACUUGCUCAAACUCUGUAAAAAAACAUCAAAAACAUCUGAGAAAUGUAUUGCUCUUAUAGAAUCAUUAGUGGCGUUUGACGAGGGUAGAGUUGCAUUGACAUCUGAAGAAGGUGGAGUUUUUGCAGUAGUUGAAGUGCUUGAAAAUGGAUCUCUUCAAGGUCGGGAGCACGCAGUUGGGGCACUACUUAGGAUGUGCCAGAGUGACAGAUGUAAAUAUAGAGAACCAAUACUCGGAGAAGGUGUGAUUCCUGGUCUGCUUGAGCUCACAGUUCAGGGAACGCCCAAGUCCCAGGCAAAAGCACAAGCCCUCUUGCAGUUAUUGAGGGACUCUCCAUAUCCAAGGUCAGAGCUUCAACCUGAUACUCUGGAGAACAUAGUUUGUAAUAUAAUCUCUCAAAUGGAUGGAGAUGAACAGUCUAGCAAAGCAAAAAAGAUGUUGGCUGAGAUGGUACAAGUUAGCAUGGAGCAGAGCCUAAGACAUUUACAGCAAAGGGCUAUGGUAUGUACCCCAACUGAUAUUCCUAUCUCCAGUUGUACCUCUGAAGUUUCUUCAAAAUGAUUGUUUUGGUUUACAGCCUUUCCCUUUUGUGAGAACAAAUUUUCCUCUGUAGAAAAGAUAAAAGAAGAUAUAGUGAACAAAUGAAAAUGCCAGUCCAGGCCGUCUAGUUGGUAUCAGGUGACUGGUAAAGUGUCAAUGAAAGCGUUCAAGUUGUAUGAGGUUGAAGGCAUAGUUUUGUAGUUUGGCUUGUAAAGUAACUCUUGUAUCACAAAGACACAACUAGUAAAAGAUUUUCUCUUCCUUUA